GAGAUGUGGAGAUAGGCGGGAGCGAGGGAGGGAGCGAAGGAGCAAAGGAGGUAGAGAGGAGCAGCGGAGCGAAGGGAGGGAGCGCAGCUUGGUUGCUCCGUAGUACGGAGGCUCGCGAGGGAGAAUCCCGAGCUGGCUCCAGGAUCGACAGGCGGACAGGAGGAGAUAGUUAGCAAGACUGCAGCUCCUCGGUGCCUCCCCGCGGCGUGUGGGCUGCACUGAUUUGUCCCUGGGGCAGCAGCGUGGAUCUGCCUGGAGAUGAGGCGGCGAUUAGCAAGGUAAAAGUAACAGAACCAUGGCUCAGUUUCCAACACCUUUUGGUGGCAGCCUGGAUAUCUGGGCUAUAACUGUAGAGGAAAGAGCGAAGCAUGAUCAACAAUUCCACAGUUUAAAGCCAAUAUCUGGAUUUAUUACUGGUGAUCAAGCUCGGAACUUUUUCUUUCAGUCUGGGUUACCACAACCUGUUUUAGCACAGAUAUGGGCACUGGCUGACAUGAAUAAUGAUGGAAGAAUGGAUCAAGUGGAGUUUUCCAUAGCCAUGAAACUUAUCAAACUGAAGCUUCAAGGAUAUCAGCUCCCCUCUGCACUUCCCCCUGUCAUGAAACAGCAGCCAGUUGCUAUUUCUAGUGCACCAGCAUUUGGUAUAGGAGGUAUUGCCAGCAUGCCACCCCUUACAGCUGUUGCUCCAGUGCCAAUGGGCUCCAUUCCAGUGGUUGGAAUGUCUCCACCCCUUGUAUCUUCUGUCCCUCCAGCAGCAGUGCCUCCCCUGGCUAAUGGAGCUCCCACUGUCAUACAGCCUCUGCCUGCAUUUGCACAUCCUGCAGCCACAUUGCCAAAGAGUUCUUCCUUUAGUCGAUCUGGCCCAGGGUCACAGUUAAACACUAAGUUACAGAAGGCACAGUCGUUUGACGUGGCUAGCGCCCCUCCAGUGGCAGAAUGGGCUGUUCCUCAGUCAUCAAGGCUGAAAUACAGGCAGUUAUUCAAUAGUCACGACAAAACUAUGAGUGGACACUUAACAGGUCCCCAAGCAAGAACUAUUCUUAUGCAAUCAAGUUUACCACAGGCUCAGCUGGCUUCAAUAUGGAAUCUUUCUGACAUUGAUCAAGAUGGGAAACUUACAGCAGAAGAAUUCAUCCUGGCUAUGCACCUGAUUGAUGUAGCAAUGUCUGGUCAGCCAUUGCCGCCUGUUUUGCCUCCUGAAUAUAUCCCACCUUCCUUUAGAAGAGUUCGAUCUGGCAGUGGCAUUUCUGCCAUAAGCUCAGCCACUGUAGACCAGAGGUUACCAGAGGAACCAGUUUUAGAAGACGAACAGCAACAACUAGAAAAGAAAUUGCCUGUAACAUUUGAAGAUAAGAAGCGUGAGAAUUUUGAACGUGGCAAUCUGGAACUGGAGAAGCGAAGGCAAGCUCUUUUGGAACAGCAGCGCAAAGAGCAGGAGCGCUUGGCACAGUUAGAACGUGCGGAGCAGGAGAGGAAAGAGCGCGAGCGCCAGGAACAGGAGCGGAAACGACAGCUGGAACUGGAGAAACAGCUGGAGAAGCAACGGGAGCUGGAACGUCAGCGAGAGGAAGAGAGGAGGAAGGAGAUAGAAAGAAGGGAGGCUGCAAAACGAGAACUUGAAAGGCAGCGACAGCUUGAAUGGGAACGGAAUCGACGGCAAGAACUACUCAAUCAAAGAAACAAAGAACAAGAGGACAUAGUUGUCUUGAAAGCAAAGAAAAAAACUUUGGAAUUUGAAUUAGAAGCUCUAAAUGAUAAAAAGCACCAAUUAGAAGGCAAACUGCAAGAUAUCAGAUGUCGAUUGACCACGCAAAGGCAAGAAAUUGAGAGCACAAAUAAAUCUAGAGAGCUGAGAAUUGCUGAGAUAACGCAUCUACAGCAACAGUUACAGGAGUCUCAACAAAUGCUUGGAAGACUUAUUCCGGAAAAACAGAUACUUAAUGACCAAUUAAAACAAGUUCAGCAGAACAGUUUGCACAGAGAUUCACUUCUGACUGUCAAGAGAGCCUUAGAAGCUAAAGAACUAGCUCGGCAGCAGCUCCGAGACCAGCUGGAUGAGGUUGAGAAGGAAACUAGAUCAAAACUACAGGAGAUUGAUAUUUUCAACAAUCAACUGAAGGAAUUAAGAGAAAUACAUAGUAAGCAGCAGCUCCAGAAGCAAAAGUCCAUAGAAGCAGAACGGCUGAAACAGAAAGAGCAAGAACGAAAGAUCCUAGAAUUAGAAAAACAAAAAGAAGAAACCCAAAGACGAGCUCAGGAAAGGGACAAACAGUGGCUUGAACAUGCGCAGCAGGAGGAUGAGCACCAGCGACCGAGAAAGCUGCAUGAUGAAGAGAGACUGAGAAGGGAAGAAAGUGUCAAAAAAAAGGACAGCGAUGAAAAAGGCAAACAGGAAAUGCAAGACAAGUUGAGUCGGCUAUUCCAUCAACAUCAAGAACCGCCUAAGCCAGCUGUCCAAGCACCCUGGUCCACUGCAGAGAAAGGCCCACUUACGAUUUCUGCCCAGGAGAAUGUCAAAGUGGUUUAUUACCGAGCAUUAUACCCCUUUGAAUCCAGAAGUCAUGAUGAAAUCACUAUCCAGCCAGGAGAUAUAGUCAUGGUUAAAGGGGAAUGGGUGGAUGAGAGCCAAACUGGAGAACCUGGAUGGCUUGGAGGAGAAUUAAAAGGAAAGACAGGAUGGUUCCCUGCAAACUAUGCAGAGAAAAUUCCAGAAAACGAGGUUCCUGCUCCCAUCAAACCAAUGGCUGAUCUGACAUCUGCCCCUGCACCUAAAUUGGCUUUGCGAGAAACCCCCGCCCCCGUGGCAGUGCCCACUCCAGAGCCCUCCACAACCUCAAACAACUGGGCUGACUUCAGUUCCACGUGGCCCACCAGCACGAGUGAGAAACCAGAAACAGAUAACUGGGAUGCGUGGGCAGCGCAGCCCUCCCUCACCGUCCCAAGCGCUGGCCAGUUAAGGCAGAGAUCGGCCUUUACGCCAGCCACAGCCACCGGCUCCUCUCCAUCUCCUGUGUUAGGCCAGGGCGAAAAGGUGGAAGGGCUCCAAGCGCAAGCCUUGUAUCCUUGGAGAGCUAAAAAAGACAACCAUUUAAAUUUUAACAAAAAUGAUGUUAUCACUGUCCUGGAGCAGCAAGACAUGUGGUGGUUUGGAGAAGUCCAAGGCCAAAAGGGGUGGUUCCCCAAGUCGUACGUGAAACUCAUUUCAGGGCCCAUAAGGAAAUCUACAAGUAUGGAUUCCGGUUCUUCAGAAAGUCCUGCAACUCUGAAGAGAGUGGCUUCUCCGGCAGCCAAGCCGGCCAUGACGGGAGAAGAAUUUAUUGCCAUGUACACUUACGAGAGUUCUGAGCAAGGAGAUUUAACCUUUCAGCAAGGGGAUGUGAUUUUGGUUACCAAGAAAGAUGGUGACUGGUGGACAGGAACAGUGGGCGACAAAUCCGGCGUCUUCCCUUCUAACUAUGUGAGGCUUAAAGAUUCAGAGGGCUCUGGAACUGCUGGGAAAACAGGGAGUUUAGGAAAAAAACCUGAAAUUGCCCAGGUUAUUGCCUCAUACACCGCUACUGGCCCAGAGCAGCUUACCCUGGCCCCUGGUCAACUGAUUUUGAUCCGGAAAAAGAAUCCAGGUGGAUGGUGGGAAGGAGAACUGCAAGCACGUGGAAAGAAGCGCCAGAUAGGCUGGUUCCCAGCAAAUUAUGUAAAACUUUUAAGCCCUGGGACAAGCAAAAUUACUCCAACAGAGCCACCAAAGUCCAUGGCACUCCCUGCAGUGUGCCAGGUGAUCGGGAUGUAUGACUACACCGCACAGAACGAUGACGAGCUGGCCUUCAACAAGGGCCAGAUCAUCAACGUCCUCAACAAGGAGGACCCUGACUGGUGGAAAGGAGAAGUCAAUGGACAAGUGGGACUCUUCCCAUCCAAUUAUGUGAAGCUGACCACAGACAUGGACCCCAGCCAGCAAUGAAUCAUAUGUUGUCCAUCCCCCACUCAGGCUUGAAAGUCCUCAAAGAGACCCACUAUCCCAUAUCACUGCCCAGAGGGAUGAUGGGAGAUGCAGCCUUGAUCAUGUGACUUCCAGCAUGAUCAUCUACUGCCUUCUGAGUAGAAGAACUCACUGCAGAGCAGUUUACCUCAUUUUACCUUAGUUGCAUGCGAUCGCAAUGUUUGAGUUAUUACUUGCAGAGAUAGAAGCAAAAAUUACAAAAAUACACAGGGUAGUGGGUCCUUUUGUGGCUUUCCUUGUGACUCAAAUUGAUUCCCCCCACCUUUGCACAGGUGCUUUUAAUAGUUUGAAAAUUCUUUUUAAACACAUGUAUUUUAGCCUUUUAAUAAAAAAAAAAAAGAAAGGAAAUCACUUCUUUGCUAUUUUGGUUUUGCAAAAAGACCCACUAUCAAGGAAUGCUGCAUGUGCUAUUAAAAAUGUUCCAAAUGUCCAUAAAUCUGAGACUGUGUAAUUUUCAUUUUGUCCAGUGUUACCAACUAAAUUGUGUAGUUUGGGUUUCCCCCCUAACUCUAGAAGUGCAGAAGAGUUCAAUAUAUCUGUUUUAAAGAUGUGUAGAAUGAGCCCAAUUAAACAGAAGCUAUUUUGUGCUUGUUUGUGUGUAUCAGAUGUAAUUUGGUGAGCAUGUAAUACAUCCUGUACAUAAGAAAUUAGUUCUCUUCAUGGCAAAAUGUGUAUGAUGCUCUACUCAUAUUGCAUUAAUUUUAUUUUGCACAGUGACCUUGUAGCCACAUGAAAAAGCACCUGUGUUUUUGUUCAGUCUCAGAUUUAUCUGGUUGAGUUGGUGUUUUCUGUUUGGGGUUUUUAAUUUUGUGUGUUUUCAUACCAUGAAUCGGUCGACAACAAUGUGGAGGUUGUUAACGAUCAAUAAUGUCGGCAAUCUCUUCUUAGUCUCUGUUACAUGACGUUUUAUUCCAAUUACUUUUCAUGGAAUGACAUAUUUUGAACAAAUAAUUUUUUUGACAAGAAAGAAUGUAUAGAAAUCUCCUUGCAAUUAAUUUCCAAUGUUUACAUUUUUUAACUAGACUGUGGAAUUUCUACAGAUUAAUAUGAAAUGGAGCUCAUGGUCCGUUUGUGUGUUAGAUGUGCUAUAGCCGAAGCCAUUUUUGUCUUUUAAAUGUUAGUUUCAAGCUCUCAAUAAAAACGCCUGUUGCUGACAGCACAGAAUACCGGGGGCGGGGGGUAGGGGAGCCUCAAGCACAGUCUGUAACUGUUCUACUAAUGCCUUCCUAACACGUAGUCACCGUCUGCUUGCACACCUCCCGGGGUCUGUGCUGGGCAUGUUCUCGAAGUCCUUCUCCAUGUUCAUGGUGCAAAGAAUGAGGAUGGCCCCUCCUCAUCUGUUGCGCUUCAGUAUUUUAACGGCUAUGAAUGUAAAAUAUAUAAAUAUCUAAACCUGCGGCUUUAACAACUGUAAUACAACUUUUUGAAUUAGUUAUGUGUAUAGAUAAUUAAAUUCUUCAUAUAAAAGUUA
Messenger RNA from Elephantulus edwardii (Cape elephant shrew), 5468 nucleotides. It is a transcript of the gene ITSN1, whose product is annotated as intersectin 1 (SH3 domain protein). The transcript is spliced from 30 exons. Gene Ontology annotation, biological process: endosomal transport; clathrin-dependent synaptic vesicle endocytosis; positive regulation of Rho protein signal transduction. Gene Ontology annotation, cellular component: plasma membrane; intracellular vesicle; clathrin-coated pit. NCBI's taxonomy places the organism in Eukaryota, Metazoa, Chordata, Mammalia, Macroscelidea, Macroscelididae. The coding region runs from base 296 to 3958 and encodes 1220 amino acids. Gene Ontology annotation, molecular function: calcium ion binding; protein binding; molecular adaptor activity. The record is from RefSeq and is a predicted model, not a curated record.